Messenger RNA from Lachancea thermotolerans CBS 6340, 1053 nucleotides. RefSeq names its product type II HSP40 co-chaperone SIS1 (gene SIS1). Gene Ontology annotation, cellular component: cytosol. Lineage: Eukaryota; Fungi; Ascomycota; Saccharomycetes; Saccharomycetales; Saccharomycetaceae. Gene Ontology annotation, biological process: translational initiation. The record is from RefSeq and is a predicted model, not a curated record. Gene Ontology annotation, molecular function: protein-folding chaperone binding. The coding region runs from base 1 to 1053 and encodes 350 amino acids. The transcript has a single exon.
AUGGUCAAAGACACAAAGCUAUAUGAUCUGUUGGGCGUGUCCCCAUCCGCUCAAGAGACCGAGCUGAAAAAGGGGUAUAGAAAAGCCGCGCUUAAAUACCACCCUGAUAAGCCUACUGGUGAUGCGGAGAAGUUUAAGGAAAUUUCAGAAGCUUUUGAGAUUCUGAACGACCCUCAGAAGAGGGAAAUCUACGAUAAUUAUGGCCUGGAAGCAGCAAGAAAUGGCGGGCCCGCCUUUGGUGGUGCCGGCGGCGCCGGCGGUGCUGGUGGUCACCCUGGGUUCGCGAGCUCGCACUCUUUCUCCAACGAGGAUGCGUUCAACAUUUUCUCGCAAUUCUUUGGCGGUGGAUCCGGCGGGGCGUCACCUUUCGGAUUUGGUGGAGAUGAUGCGUUCGGAGGAGGUUUCCCUGGCGGAGGUUCGAGCGGCUUCUCCACAGGCGGGUUCCCUGGCGGAGCCGGCUUCCGCACUACUACUGGUGGAAUGCCUGGCGGGUUCUCCAGCUCAGGGGCCUCAUCUCCAUUACCCGAGGAAAAGACUGUUCAGGUCAAUCUGCCGGUCAGUCUGGAAGAUCUGUUUAGCGGGAAAAAGAAGUCGUUCAAGAUCACUCGGAAAGGUCCUGGCGGGGCUCCUGAAAAGCAACAGGUUGAUAUUCAGUUAAGACCUGGCUGGAAAGCAGGUACUAAGAUCACUUACAAAAACGAAGGUGACUACAACCCUCGCACUGGCCGCAGACAGACAAUGCAAUUUAUCAUCCAAGAAAAACCACACGAAAACUACACAAGAGAUGGCAAUGACUUGAUUUACACCCUGCCAUUGACUUUCAAGGAGUCCCUGUUGGGUUUCAACAAAACGAUCCAAACCAUUGAUGGCAGAACCUUGCCUAUUUCCAGGGUACAACCCGUUCAACCAUCGGACGUUUCAACGUACCCCGGCCAAGGUAUGCCGGUUGCCAAAAACCCAAGUCAGCGCGGUAACCUGAUAGUGAAAUACAAAAUCGAUUAUCCCGCAACACUUAACGACUCCCAAAGACGCGCCAUCUCAGAAAACUUCUGA